Messenger RNA from Paramecium sonneborni, 753 nucleotides. Lineage: Eukaryota; Ciliophora; Oligohymenophorea; Peniculida; Parameciidae. The record is from the annotation of a GenBank genome assembly.
AUGAAUCAUAUGCCUAUUUAUUAACGUGCCUAACAUUUAAUGAGAGAAAAAUAAUAGAAAAUUGCUGAAUAUAAAAGAAUGAAAGAAUUGAAUGAAGAAUAGGAAUGCAGUAAGUAUUCAUUUCGACCAAAUAUUAAUAAAGAUAGAGAACAUCGAACAGUCGAUUAAUUUUUAGAAGAAGUAGAUUAUUGGGUUGAGAGAAAGAAUGAAUAACUACAUAUUAUGCAAUAAGAAAAGUAGAGAGAAGAAUUGAAAGGUUUAACAUUCAAACCAAAGAUUAAUAAGAAAUCACAACGAUUAAUUUAAGAUUAGAAUUCCUCACUAAUUCAAAGAUGUUAAAAGAGUCAAAUAAAUAAAUAAAUAAAAGGAUAGCAACAUUUGAUUGAGGAAUUGAAAAAGACCCCCUUUUGCCCUUCAAUAAAUGCAAAUUCAAUUAAAUUAGCAUGUCAUAGUAAAACACCAGAAAGGUCAAUUUCUCCAAAUUUGAAAUAACAAUACACUCCCAGAAUAAUAGGAAAAUCAACAUCAAGAACACCAUAAAGAACUGAAUAAAGAGUUUAGACAUAAACAACUACACCUCUUAGAUAGAACUAAAAGGUAUCAUAUCAUAAACCAACCUAAUCAAUGAUAAGUACAACAGUCAAUUCUAACAAUAAUAGUAAGAAAGCAGUAUUACCAUUACAAAAUAUUACAAAUCAUAUGAAAUUUAUAGCAGAUUUAGUUAAUAAGACUCCACCUAAAACAUUAUUUUGA